AUGACGACCGAAGAGAAACAGCCGACGGCUUCGGAGGCCAAGGCCGUCGGUCAUGAGCUGGCCAGCGUGCUCCCAAACGAUGGACUGCCAUGGUGGAAGAAGAGCCAUCUCAUCAAACUCAACUUCUGCAUUGUGUCUUUUAUGCUCUUUACCAGCUCCAAUGGUUUCGACGGCUCGGUCAUGAACGGCUUCUUAGCCCUGCCACAAUGGAAGAACUUCAUGGAUAACCCUACGGGAGCAUGGCUCGGCUUCAUCAACGCGGUUUACUCCUUGGGCGCUGUCAUUGGCUACCCUCUUACCGCCAUGCUGUGCAACCGAUGGGGUCGCAAGAUUGGCCUUUGGCUCAGCGUUCUCGUGUCUCUUGCGGGCACUGCUCUUCAAACUGCCGCCCCGAACCAGGUGUCUUUCAUCAUUGCUCGACUUCUGAUGGGUCUUUCUCAAGGAUUGUCGGUUGGAGCUCCUUUGUUGAUCGCCGAGAAUGCGUUUCCGACUCAUCGCGGCAUUGCCUCUAGCAUCUAUAACACAGGUUGGUAUGUUGGUGCUAUUGUUGCAGCUUGGGCGACUUUCGGAACCAGAAACAUGGAAGGGGACGUUUCGUGGCGCAUUCCGUCCGGUUUGAUGGCUCUCUUGCCUCUCAUGACAGUUCCUGCACUCUUUAUGAUGGACGAGUCUCCUCGUUGGCUCGUCUCGAUGGACCGAGCGGAUGAGGCUCGCCAGAAUCUCGCAAAGUCUCACUGCGGCGGCAACAUGCACGAUCCCCUCGUUGCAUUCGAGAUGGCCGAAAUUGAAGAAGCUCUUCAAGCCGAGAAAGAGGCGAACGACAACACAUCAUGGGCGGACUUAUGGUCAACCCCUGGAAACCGCCACCGCCUAUGGAUCUCUGUUUCCCUGGGUAUCUUCGCCCAGUGGUCAGGCAACGGCGUGGUCAGUUACUACUUGGCUUUGAUCUUGGAGUCAGUUGGUAUUCGCUCUGUGACUGACCAGACAUUGAUCUCUGGUUGUCUACAAAUCUGGAAUCUGAUUUGGUCUGUGGCUGCGGCGGCUUGUGUCGACAAAGUCGGUCGCAAGGCCCUUUUCAUGACCAGCGGCAUCAUCAUGCUAGUGUCCUACAUCAUCGUUACUGGUCUCUCGGGAAGCUUUGCUACAACGAGCAACACUCCUACUGGCCUUGCAGUUGUUCCAUUUUUGUUCAUAUACUUCCUCGGCUACGAUCUGGCCCUAACACCUUUGGUCAUUUCAUAUCCAGUCGAGAUUUGGACAUACCAGAUGAGAGCUCGUGGACUUGCCAUCUGCCAGAUGGUCUCUCUCGGCGCAAUCUUCUUCAACACGUUCAUCAACCCCAUCGCGCUUGACGCCAUCCAGUGGAAAUACUACUUCGUGUUUGUCGCGAUCUUGGUAGCCAUGCUCAUCAGCGUCUGGUUCACCUACCCCGAGACCCGUGGUCGUACUCUUGAAAGCAUAGCUUGGCUUUUCGACGGGGAAGAUGCCAAUGUUGGCAUCGUUACCGCGGACAACACCUUCAAAAGCACGAAUCACCACAUCGAGGACCCUUCCACAGACGCUUCCGAUGCCAAGCAGGAGGCUACGAAGUGA
Colletotrichum karsti is the source of this 1593-nucleotide messenger RNA. RefSeq names its product sugar transporter. The transcript has 5 exons. Lineage: Eukaryota; Fungi; Ascomycota; Sordariomycetes; Glomerellales; Glomerellaceae. Gene Ontology annotation, molecular function: carbohydrate:proton symporter activity. Gene Ontology annotation, cellular component: membrane. Bases 1 to 1593 code for a protein of 530 amino acids. Gene Ontology annotation, biological process: carbohydrate transport; transmembrane transport. The record is from RefSeq and is a predicted model, not a curated record.